AUGGCCACUACUCUCGUAUAUCAGCAUUCCCUGGUGGACGACAUCGCCCAUCAGCUAUAUCAAAGAUCCAUGUCCAAGGACAAGCGUUCCCCGGAUCAGCCAGCUCCCUUCAAGGGCGAGUUCUCCUUUGUCAACAAGGACGCCGGCAACAUUGACUCCAAAGACCACAAUGCCGCCGUGUCCUGGCAUGUGAUGAACCGCUACGAGCGUUGGAAGAAGCAGGAGCAAGCGAAGAAGCUACGAGCGUCUGCCAAUGUUCCCGUGGGGCCGCUCUCCCCUCCUUCGCAACAGCCACAACAGACACAACCCCCGCUGCCACAGCUGCCUCUGCCGCCGCCGCAGCAGCAGCCGCCGUCGCUCCCGCAAACACAGUCUGUACGUCCAUUUCCAUCUGAGCAUCCUAACAGGAGGGCGCGGUUGACACGCACCUCACAGUCGAGAGCCAUCCCCCCGGUGACUCCGUUUGGAUUUGACCCAUGGAUGGCCGAGCAACCCCUUCAGCUUGGCUAUCCUGGCAUCAGCUCUGGUCAAGCGUCGAGUAGCGGACUGCCGACGUCGACUACAUCGACGCCGUCGACGCAUUCUAGCAUGAUCGAGGAUGAUCCUACGUCCAUGUUGAGUUCGAUCAACAGGCCACUAGACCCCGGUUCAAGCCCAUUCGAAGCGACUUCCGUGUCCAUGACGCCCCUGGUGAAUAAUCUCAUAGCGUUCGCCUACGAAGUCUUCAUCCCCCAAAGCUGGCCCAAGGAAUCGGAUAAGAACGAAGGGUCCUACGAGGUCGCCAGGGGUUGGGACGACACCGCUCUAAUCAACCAAGACGUCUGUUACGCCAAUGCAUACCUGAGCCUUCUGGCAGCUGCCAUGGGCGUUCUGACUGAGGAUGAGAGUCUUGCAUAUCAAUCCCGAUAUUUUCAAGGCCAGGCUAUGACAGAGUUGAGGCAGCGAGUGGCUCGUUCUGGACCGCAAGACCUGGCCACCCUCAAAGCCAUAUUGAAGCUCUUUUCGUCCGAGACUCUUGUAGACAACACCUCGGUCGCGCGCAUGCACCUAAAAAUGCUGCGAAAUCUCGUCAAUGCGGCCGGAGGAGUCAUAUUGAUGGAUGCUUGGUUCCGCGAGGAUCUACUCUCCAGCGAUUGCUACUUUGCUCUCAAAUAUGAGACUCGCCCACUCUUCCCGGCUUCAGAGUGGACUCCAGGGCCUUUGAGUCAACCCUGGAAGGCCCGCCUGCUGUCGGCAGGGGUUUUCGGAGACCACGCCGCUACCAUUGAUCCGCUGGUCGAGCAUCCUAUCAUGAAAGCGGUCAUUACUGACUUGCGGGAACUUUUCAAAGCGCAGGAGUACACACAAACUCACGACGUGCCGAGCGACGAUCAGUUGCUGAGAUGGAAGCAACUGCGCAAGUUCGACUGCAUCUCGCGUCUGGCGGAUCAUUACGUGAAUGUUGCGAUCUACCCUCACUUGUUCCAGCGGCCACUGACACAGGCUUACACUUGCGUUGCGACGGCGUUGAUGACCGCCAUGGUCCUAGGCUCACCGGAACCGGUGCGAUUUGGGCUCAAGCUCAUCACCGAUCUACGCAAGAAGUUGACGGAGAGUGCCUCAGAGGAUGACGCUGCGCAGUUCCGACGACUGCGACUCUGGGCGCUGUAUGUGGGAUCAUUGGCGGAAAAAGUGCAUCCGGUGAGCCCUGCGGACGAGCACUGGUUUCACGAGCAGUAUCAGAGUCAAUUCAGCGAAAUGGGCUUGUCAGGUUGGGAGGACACGAAGAAAGUGAUCCGACAAUUCCUGUUCUCCGAUAAACUUCACCAAGAGGUCGAAUCUGGACGAGCUCAUCGAGCGGCCGAUGCUAGGCAAGGACUCUACACUGCGUCGGGCUGCAGCUGGCGAGAGCCCUGGUCGGAUACGAAUCUGGACAUGCCGGAAGUCGAGGAGAAUGUUGGCGGGUCGGUAUCUGCAGGCAAGCGGCGCGCAGACGAUGAUUAA
Messenger RNA from Cladophialophora immunda, 1983 nucleotides. RefSeq lists its product as uncharacterized. The transcript has a single exon. The record is from RefSeq and is a predicted model, not a curated record. Bases 1 to 1983 code for a protein of 660 amino acids. NCBI's taxonomy places the organism in Eukaryota, Fungi, Ascomycota, Eurotiomycetes, Chaetothyriales, Herpotrichiellaceae.